AUGGAUUAUGAAGAGUUUGUUUUUAGGACUGACUGCUUUGGUGGGGCUUUUCUUAGAGACACGAUCCUAGAGGAAAACCGUCCAAUCCCGGAACCAGGUCCCAAUGAGGUCCUCCUGCGGAUGCAUUCUGUUGGGAUCUGUGGGUCUGACGUUCACUACUGGCAGCAUGGUCGAAUUGGGGAUUUUGUUGUGAAGGACCCCAUGGUGUUGGGACAUGAAGCUUCCGGGACUGUCAUCAAAGUGGGAUCAGGAGUGACGCAUCUGAAACCAGGUGAUCGAGUGGCCAUUGAGCCUGGCGUCCCAAGAGAAGUAGAUGAGUUCUGCAAAACGGGCCGCUAUAACCUGUCUCCAACCAUCUUCUUCUGUGCGACGCCGCCAGAUGAUGGGAACUUGUGUCGCUACUACAAGCACAGUGCCAGCUACUGCUACAA
Antrostomus carolinensis (chuck-will's-widow) is the source of this 431-nucleotide messenger RNA. Its product is annotated as sorbitol dehydrogenase-like. Gene Ontology annotation, molecular function: L-iditol 2-dehydrogenase (NAD+) activity; zinc ion binding. The annotation marks the transcript as partial. Gene Ontology annotation, biological process: D-sorbitol catabolic process. The record is from RefSeq and is a predicted model, not a curated record. The transcript has 4 exons. NCBI's taxonomy places the organism in Eukaryota, Metazoa, Chordata, Aves, Caprimulgiformes, Caprimulgidae.